Messenger RNA from Myodes glareolus (Bank vole), 1332 nucleotides. It is a transcript of the gene Tmem178a, whose product is annotated as transmembrane protein 178A. The record is from RefSeq and is a predicted model, not a curated record. Gene Ontology annotation, cellular component: endoplasmic reticulum membrane. NCBI's taxonomy places the organism in Eukaryota, Metazoa, Chordata, Mammalia, Rodentia, Cricetidae. Gene Ontology annotation, biological process: regulation of cytosolic calcium ion concentration; negative regulation of osteoclast differentiation.
CGAACGUUGUCUUUGCGAUGUAGGACUCUGAGCUACUCCUCCAGCAUCACAGCUGCCUGCCUGCAGCCAUGCUCCCUGCCAUGAUGAUAAUGGUCUGAACCUCUGAAACUGUAGGAAUUGCACAGCGCUGCACAGCUAUCAAGUACCACUUUUCUCAGCCAAUCCGCUUAAGGAACAUUCCUUUCAAUUUAACCAAGACAAUCCAGCAAGAUGAAUGGCACCUGCUCCAUCUAAGAAGAAUAACAGCUGGCUUCCUGGGCAUGGCGGUGGCUGUCCUGCUGUGUGGCUGCAUCGUGGCCACCGUCAGCUUCUUCUGGGAAGAAAGCCUGACCCAACACGUGGCUGGACUCCUGUUCCUCAUGACAGGAAUUUUCUGCACCAUCUCGCUCUGCACGUACGCUGCCAGCAUCUCCUAUGAUUUGAACCGGGUCCCGAAGCUAAUUUACAGCCUGCCUCACGAUGUGGAACACGGCUACAGCUGGUCUAUCUUCUGUGCCUGGUGCAGUUUAGGCUUCAUUGUGGCAGCUGGAGGUCUCUGCAUCGCUUAUCCGUUUAUUAGCCGGACCAAGAUUGCACAUCUAAAGUCUGGCCGGGACUCCACGGUAUAACUGUCUGUACGCGAGAAGGCCCAGCUACCGAGUGGGGUCGGUCACUCCUAAUGGGAGUGGAACUGAGUUCACACCAGGGUUCCAAGCACAAAGAGGUCUUUUACAUUCCAACCUGUUGCCUGCAGCCCUUUCCAGAUGACUGAUAGAAAAUCAUGCAGAACCUCCCAACCUCUCUGAGGGCAAGACUCCUGUGGGUUCAAGUGCUUUAAUGACUAUUUAUGCUUUGACUGUACGAAAGGAGGAAUGGUGCCACGGGACAUUUAUAGGCAUCAGAAGAGAGGAAGGGUGAUGGAAAAAUUUGUACGAUUUCCAUUUAUUUCAGAAAGUUUGUAUAUAACAAUCUCCGGAGAGUCGUUUCUAUUUGCAAAAGGAUUCGUAACAAAACAAGUAUAAUUUUCUUGUCAGUGUAUCAGGCUUGUUCGAUUUUAAUGCAGCAUCUUCAGAAGGUGUCCUAAUGGUGUCUUGUGUCAGCACCUGAUAUUUGUGCAUUCUUUGUGGCUGUUUCUUGUCACCAGAGGAUUCUUCUUCUUUUGCCUUAUUAUUACUUUUAAUGAAUUGAAGUCAACGCGCUGUCUUUCUACUGGAUUCAAAUGCAUAAGAACAAUGGUUGUGUAAGAACUGAUCCGCAACACUAUGCAGUAUCGUUUGAAGUCUUGUCUGUUGUUUGGCUUUGUGUCUCUUUAUGUUAACUGGGUUUCUGCAUUAAAUGACUGCCCCCUUGUUA